Messenger RNA from Hymenoscyphus albidus, 1494 nucleotides. Lineage: Eukaryota; Fungi; Ascomycota; Leotiomycetes; Helotiales; Helotiaceae. The record is from the annotation of a GenBank genome assembly.
AUGACAACCUACACACGCACUCUCGAGGCCGCCAACGAGGAACGAAGACGACUUCAUCAUGAGGCAGAUGUCGUAGUAGUCGGCGCCGGAGUUUUUGGCUGCGCAGUCGCAUUUGCGCUCGCAAACCAGGGUCGCAGUGUAUUGCUCCUUGAACGAUGGAUGAAAGAACCUGACCGGAUUGUUGGCGAGCUCUUACAGCCGGGAGGGGUAUCGGCAUUGAAGAAAUUGGGCUUGGAGGACUGUUUGGAGGGAAUCGAUGCGGUCACCGUCAAGGGCUACGACGUUAUAUAUUAUGGGACGGAGGUAUUGAUUCCAUACCCAGAAAAUGCCGGCACAGAUGGUACAAAGGCUUCACAGAUAGAGAAAGGGAGGAGGCCAGAGGGGAAAUGCUUUCACCAUGGAAGAUUCAUAUCUCAACUACGAAAAGCGUGUGCAAGGCAGCCAAAUAUCACCAUCGUCGAGACCGAAGUCACCGACACUAUCAACAGCACAUUUACCUCACAGAUCCUUGGGGUGGAAUCAAGGACAACGAAUCCAGAGACAGGAGAGAAGGUGGCAGACUUUUAUUUUGGCCAACUCACCAUAAUUGCCGAUGGAUAUGCUUCCAAAUUCCGAAAACAGUUGAUUGGAAAAGCCCCAAUUGUCAAGAGUAAAUUUUACGCUCUUGAAUUAAUAGACUGCAAAUUGCCAGCGCCUUACCAUGGCACUGUCAUCCUAGGCGAUGCACCACCAGUUCUCCUUUAUCAAAUCGGUACUCACGAAACUCGAGCUCUCAUCGAUGUUCCGGAAAACACACCAACAGCUUCUGCAAAAGCAGGUGGCGUACGAGCACAUAUUCGAAACGUUAUCAUUCCCUCCCUCCCUAAAGAUGUCCAGCCUUGCGUCGAGGCAGCUCUUGCAGAUGGCAAAAUUCCAAGGAGUAUGCCAAAUAGCUUUCUUCCACCAAGUACACAACAAGAGAAAGGAGUAGUGGUAUUAGGUGACGCAAUGAACAUGCGUCAUCCUCUCACCGGAGGUGGCAUGACAGUAGCAUUUAACGACGUGGUUCUCCUCGCUGAACUUCUCUCUCCCGAAAAGAUUCCAAACCUUGGGGAUACCGAUAAAAUCCAAGCCGCAAUGAAGGAAUUUCAUUGGAAGAGAAAAGGGCUUUCCUCAAUUAUCAAUAUCCUUGCCAUGGCAUUAUACUCCCUCUUUGCAGCCAAUGAUAGCCAAUUAAAGGCUCUACAAAAAGGAUGCUUUGCCUAUUUCCUUCGAGGAGGCAAUUGCGUCGACGGGCCUUCUGGAUUGUUGGCUGGAAUCAUCCGUCAACCAUUCGUCCUCUUCUAUCAUUUCUUCUCUGUGGCAUUACUCUCUAUAUGGAUAGUGAUGAAAGAUACCAUCGGAUCCAUCUUAGGACUCUGGAAGAUUCCAUUAGCGAUUGAAAAGAGCGUCUUGAUUUUCUGGAAGGCGUGUGUAGUCAUCUUUCCUUUCAUCUUCAGCGAGCUGAGGAGUUGA